AUGAGAAGGCGGGAUUGGGUGGGGCGAACCAUCUGCCGAGAGGGGCGGGGGAGGGGGGGAGCAGCGUGCCGACAGCUGCAGUGCAGAGGCGGACGCGGCCAUCUCCUCAUAGGGGGAGGCGGGGCGGCCCCAGGUGAGGGGCCGGGCAGGGGGCGCGGGGUGGCGGCGGCGGAAGAGGCUCCGCGGGUCAGGAGCCCGGCGGUCGAGCCCGUCUCAGGCGAGCAGAUAAAUGGCUCAUUUAAAUUGGGAGCUACUAAAAUACUCUCUGGCUGGCAAAUGCAGUGCCUAGCAGCAGUCAUCAAGGACGAACCAAACAUGAGUGGAGGAGGGGAGCAGGUCGACAUCCUUCCGGCCAAUUAUGUGGUCAAAGAUCGCUGGAAAGUGUUGAAGAAGAUCGGUGGUGGAGGCUUUGGGGAGAUUUAUGAGGCAAUGGAUCUGCUUACCCGGGAGAAUGUGGCCUUGAAGGUGGAAUCAGCUCAGCAACCCAAGCAAGUUCUCAAGAUGGAAGUAGCUGUGCUGAAGAAGCUGCAAGGGAAGGAUCAUGUUUGCAGAUUUAUCGGCUGUGGAAGAAAUGAAAAAUUUAAUUAUGUAGUCAUGCAACUUCAGGGCCGAAAUCUUGCAGAUCUCAGAAGAAGUCAGCCUCGAGGGACCUUUACAUUGAGCACAACGCUACGAUUAGGCAAACAGAUUCUGGAGUCGAUAGAAGCCAUUCACUCUGUGGGAUUCCUGCAUCGUGACAUCAAACCUUCCAAUUUUGCCAUGGGCCGGUUACCUUCAACAUACAGGAAAUGCUACAUGUUAGACUUCGGCCUGGCCCGUCAGUAUACCAACACCACUGGUGAAGUCAGGCCACCUCGCAACGUUGCUGGUUUUCGAGGAACGGUCCGUUACGCUUCAGUGAAUGCACAUAAAAACCGAGAGAUGGGUAGGCAUGAUGAUCUGUGGUCCCUCUUCUACAUGUUGGUGGAGUUUGCAGUUGGUCAGCUUCCAUGGAGAAAGAUCAAAGAUAAGGAGCAAGUUGGCAUGAUAAAAGAAAAGUAUGAACAUCGAAUGCUGUUAAAACACAUGCCUUCGGAGUUCCACCUUUUUCUGGAUCAUAUUGCAAGCUUAGACUACUUCACCAAGCCAGACUAUCAGCUAAUCAUGUCCGUGUUUGAGAACAGUAUGAAAGAAAGAGGCAUCACUGAAAAUGAAGCUUUUGACUGGGAGAAGGCUGGUACAGAUGUCUUGUUGUCCACUAGCACUUCUACUCCACCACAGCAAAACACCAGGCAAACAGCAGCCAUGUUUGGGGUGGUUAAUGUCACUCCAGUACCAGGAGAUUUGCUUCGUGAGAACACCGAGGAUGUCCUACAGGGUGAACAUCUGAGUGAUCAAGAGAAUGCUCCUCCCAUCCUGUCAGGCCGGCCAGCAGAAGGUCUUGGUCAGACACCAAACACUGCUUUCAAUGAGGCUGAAGUUUGGGAAGAGACAGAUGUGAAUCGCAACAAACUCAGGAUCAGCAUCAGCAAAACUCAGUGCAUGGUGGAAGAAGAUCAGAGAAAUGGGGUCUGUCCCAGCUCCCCUGUCCGAGUGCCUCCAGAGUCCCCUACCGCACAAGCGCGCUCCCUGCGAUAUCGCCGUGUGAACAGCCCUGAGUCAGAACGCCUCUCUACAGCCGAUGGCAAAGCAGAUCUACAUGAAAGAAGAUCACGAAUGGAUUUGCCUGGCUCUCCAUCACGGCUUGUGUGCUCCUCCCAGCCAGCCCAGAUGCUGUCCAUUGACACUGGCCAGGCUGACCGGCAGGCAAGCGGUCGGAUGGAUGUGUCUGCUUCAGUGGAACAUGAAGCCCUCAGCAAUGCUUUCCGCUCAGUGCCGCUUGCGGAGGAGGAGGACUUUGAUAGCAAGGAGUGGGUUAUCAUUGAUAAGGAGACAGAGCUGAAGGACUUUCAUCCAGGUGCUGAGCCAAGCACCUCUGGUACCACAGAUGAGGAGCCUGAGGAGCUAAGACCUAUUGAAGACGGUGAGGAGAGAAGGCGCUUGGGCGCAGAUGCUGCAGUCAGGCCGAAGACUCACGAUGGGCGAAGUCGGGGUAUGCAGCCUGUGACUGAGGAGGACAGUUCCCACAGACAUGAAGGACCUUCUCAAACAGUAUCUGACAGUAAACAUGAACAGCAGACAGGAAGUCCAGCCCACUCCCCCCUACACUCAGCACCAGCUAUCCGACAAAGGAGACGAGAAUCUGAACCUACUGGUCCUCAGAGACAGGCAUAUACACUGAAGUCGUUUGAAAUGAAUGGUCUGCCCAAGGCGGUGCCUUUAAGUUUGCCUUAUCAGGACUUCAGAAAAGACAUGUUAGAGUACUGGGAAAAGGCUAAGUUAUCCCAGCGGAUAAAGAGAGUUGAUUUCUCAAAUGUUGUCUUGACUGCUCCUUGCAAACCCCUGGAGCCUUACCUGGAAAUGAAUGGCAAAGAGGAGGAGGAAGAGGAUGAAGAAGAAGAUGAAGAUGAGGAAGAAGAUGAAGAGGAUGUGGAGGAGGAAGGGGAUGAAAUUGACAUGCACAGUGGUUCCAGCAGUGAUCUGAGUCAAAAAAGCACAGAGCGCAGCCAGGAGUGCGCACCAUCCACUCUCCUGGCUGAUGACCAGAAGGGAUCCAAGGGUCGAGCUUCCAUGGCUGAUGGGGACUUGGAACUGGAGGAGGGCUCAAAAACACUGGUGCUGUUUUCACCAGGUGAUCUGAAAAAAUCUCCAGUGACCACAGACUUGCCUCCAGAAGUUGAUCUGGGGACACUUGCUGCACUGACACCUCAGAGCGAACGGCCGCAGCCAAUGGGUAGCCAACUAGACGUGUCUGAGCCAGGGACCCUGUCCUCAGUCCUUAAAUCUGAACCAAAGCCUCCCGUGGCAGUGGCUACAGCUUCCUCCCCAUUUACCAAAGUCGAGCGCACAUUUGUUCAUAUAGCAGAAAAGACCCACCUAAAUGUCAUGUCUUCCAGCGGCCAGCUGAUGAGGCAUGAGGAAUACUGCCCUCCGGGACAGUUUGAAGAGGUCAUUAUUGAAGAGGAGCUGGAAGACAAUCUGGCGUUGGUAGAGAACGGAAGCAUCCAUUCGGGAUUAGAAGGGGCAGAGACAGAGAGCUGUGCACUUUCUGCUAAUCCCAUUGAAACCACCUCAGAAACAGUGGGGGAGCAGCUGUCAGUCCCCAAUGUAGCAAAGCCUCCUGAAGAUAAGGCAGAGUCCUCUGACAAUGUGGCACUCUCGCUGGAUUUGGAAGAGUCUGCCAAGGUGGUCACGAGAGAGCCUGACCUUGAGAAGCCAGCAUCGGUAGCGGAACACCUGAAGCCAGCAGAGACCCUCCCUGAUGCUCCACAGCAGGGCCCCAGGAGACCUCUGGGCUCCAGGUAUAGAAGUCGGAUCCCCAUUUUAUUCUCUGAGGAGGACACAGGCUCAGAUCUUUCAACUUCACUCUCAGCCAAAGAGAGGCUUUAUAAGAGGGCAAAGCAACCUGAUCUGGCUCGUUUAGUGAUGGAGAAGAGACAAAACUGCCUCCUUAGGCUGGCUUCGGGGGCCUCCUCCUCAGCAUCCUCCAGUGACGAGAGGCGGCGGGCCUCAGAAACCCUGUCAGCCACUGGUUCUGAGGAGGACACCCAUGACUCUGAUGACUCCAUCCCAAGAAAGGCGGGGAAGAAAGCUGCCCUCCUGGGGAGAGAAGAGAAACUCCUAAGCACAAGGAGCAGAAUUCCUCGGCCCAUCACACCUGUGAAAACACCGCUGGAGACAAUGAAGUCUGAGAGCUCCACAGCCGUUGUGAUGGCAGUGCUUUCCCCGCAGGAUGCAGCUGUUGCCUACAGGCUCCAGGCACAGAGAGCAGCUGGAAGUGUCCCAAACGACUACCGAGCAAUGCAGAUACAAAGCCGGCUUCCUCCUUCACCAAGUUCCACGUCUCUUCCUCCACGGAGCAGCACGCAGAGGUCCAGCUACUCAUCCCCUCGGAGCCCUGUCCUUCCUUCCAAAACCCCCACUGCUUCCCCAAGAAGCCAGUUGUUGCCUCGGAGGGAAAGCCCUUCUCCCUGCAGGCAGCAUAAGCCAGGGACUGCUCUCCAGCGAGUUCCACCUUCCCCCCGACCUCAGCCCCAGGCUCAGGCCCUGGGACCAACAGGAGACUCCCUGCCCUCUCCCGGCACGGCCAAAAAACGGCAAAGAGGAAAAACCCAGACUCAGAGUCCAGCAACCAAAGGAAAGCAGGUGUCCCUGGAAAGUAAGGCAGCUGCCAGAUAAUGAUCUUCUGCCAACCCAACAGACUGGGUAACUUCUGCAUAUAGUAUACACUUGAGAUGCUGCAGCACAGCCUUCCAUGCCGGAACCACGAGUGUAUAGCAGUAGCUGUACUUCAAUGCUUCACUCACUCUCACCCCACACAGUUGUGAUCAGCUCCCACAGGCCUGAGAGCCUCUGAGCCACAGAGCCUUCUUCGAGGGAAACAUCCAGUCCGCAGCUCACGCUUGCUAAUGCACAGCGACCCUGGCAGCCUGCCUAGUGCCUGACCCCCUACUCCCCAGGCAAUCCCCUCUCUCUGUUGGCAAUACCUGUCGCCAAUACUGACCCUGGCUUUGGAAAGAGGAGUGGAAGUGAUGAGAGCCUGCUGGGGAGGAAGGCUCCUGUCCUGCAGGCAGCCCUUGCUCUCUCUUUGCUGGGAAAACACCAGCCCUGGCUGCCAACAGCUGAGUGUUGGCUCCUCUCCUGCAACCUGUGUUAGUGAGGGCUUGUCACCAGCCCAGCUCAGAUGGGUGUGUUGUCGUGCGCUGAGAAAAGGGCAGGAGAGGGCUGGAGGAGCUUUGCUCUCCUUUUUCCACAAGGGCCUCUGCAGGCAGGAGUGGGGCAAAGGCUGCCCUUGUAGAUGCUCCUGCCUGCUCCAGGGUGUCCUGCAGAGCUGUUUCAGCAGCUGCUUGUGGGGCAGGUAUUGAGUUGAAAGUAGGGAUGUAUGGGCAGCUUGCUGGGAAAUCCAGAGCGCUAGCAUGUGCUGUGGAAGGGAGCACUCUGCAGCCACUUCUGUCUCAGAUACCGAACUGUGACCUGUGGCAACCCCAUCUUCUGACAUGGGUGGUUCUUCUCAGCCUGAGUGUGGUUGGUGCCACGGUUCUGUAGGCCACCCAAACACAGUUCCAUCCUGAAGAUGUGAAUAGUCACUGGAUGCCUUCAGCUCGGGUGCCCCCUGCACCUAAAUUCCUUGUGCUUUAUUGUCACGUUCUUGGUGUUUGUGAAUUUUGGCACUGUCGUUGAAGGUUCCCUUACACAGCGGGAGGGAAGUAAUUAUCCUGUAGUAUACUCUAAAGCUGCUGCUUUGCAAGGAGAGUUUUGCCGGUAUGCUGUGGGUAUCCUGUGCAUUUCUCAUCGGGAUAUCGGGUCUGUGUCCUUCUCAUGCUCAGCUCUUCCACGCAUUGCCUAACAACCAACAAUGUGAACACAAAAGCAAGGGCUGUGCUCUUAAAUAAUAUUACCAAAACAUAAGCUUAGCUCUCACUGAGUACGCCAACUUUUUAGCUAUCCAGCUAAUUAGGGUGGUUUGAAAAUUCAAGCCAGGAGGACUGGUAAUUGCCAGAGCCUGAUAAGAUCUUGAAAUGGUCACAAAUUCUUCCCUGCAUUGCAUAGGGGGAAACAAUAUAGACCCAAAUCCUUGGGGCUUCAUGC
Lagopus muta (rock ptarmigan) is the source of this 5667-nucleotide messenger RNA. It is a transcript of the gene TTBK1, whose product is annotated as tau tubulin kinase 1. The record is from RefSeq and is a predicted model, not a curated record. The transcript is spliced from 15 exons. NCBI's taxonomy places the organism in Eukaryota, Metazoa, Chordata, Aves, Galliformes, Phasianidae. Gene Ontology annotation, biological process: signal transduction; peptidyl-serine phosphorylation; peptidyl-tyrosine phosphorylation. Gene Ontology annotation, cellular component: cytoplasm; nucleus. Gene Ontology annotation, molecular function: ATP binding; protein serine/threonine kinase activity. The coding region runs from base 1 to 4257 and encodes 1418 amino acids.